Molecule: messenger RNA, 2240 nt
Organism: Patiria miniata (bat star)
Lineage: Eukaryota; Metazoa; Echinodermata; Asteroidea; Valvatida; Asterinidae
Product: circumsporozoite protein-like
Exons: 2
Coding region: 242-1477 (411 amino acids)
Source: RefSeq, a predicted model, not a curated record
CCCGCGUAUACCCAAACUGUUUCGACAUCGCAAACACUCUCCUUCCGCACGAUUAGCAGUGCUCACGUGAAUGGGAGCUAACAUAAAGCUUGAGUCAUCGCCUCGGUCAGCUGGCUUUUUUUGCACAUCGUACGUCUUCUAAGUCCCUCACAGACUAUAAACCACUGCAGGUUCAUAUGCUCAUUUGGAUUCUUCAGAUUUUCUUCCGGAUUCGGUGAACGCUAGGAUCGGUGUUGCUAAAAUGGCGUCUACACAUCAGAUAACGUGGCUCAUCCUUGUCUUCCUUCUUGUAGGAGGUCUUGUACAUGGUCAGGAUCAGGAGAGCCAGGAGGAGGCCGAGGGUGAUGCUGUCCGGCCAGGCCUGCCUCAGAUACUGAGACCUAAGCAACAACGGAAACCUGCCGCACAGGGUGCAGGAGGAGGAGGCGAUGGUGAUGUGGAGAGUAACGAGGGAGGUGGUUUGGCCCAAGAGGCUGCAGCCGAGCAGGCGGAAGCUGAUGAGGAGGCUGAGCAGGAGGCUGCGGAACAGGCCGCAGAGCAAGCGGAGGCAGACUCGGAAGCAGCCGAAGAUGCUGCUGAGGCUGCGCAGGAAGCUGCAGAGCAGACCGCAGAGCAGUCGGAGGCGGCCGAGGAUGCAGCCGAAGCAGCCGCGGAGGCAGCCGAAGCAGCUGCAGAGGCAGCCGAAGAUGCUGCGGAGGCUGCCGCCGAGGCUGCGGAGGAUGCCGCAGAGGCCGCUGGAGAGGCCGGAGAAGGUGAGGAGACCGGAGGUGAGGGCCCUGGGCUGCCGCCUGGAACACCAGUUGUUGGUUCUGGAAAUAAUAACAAUCCAAAUUCACCCUUCUUCAAUGUAAAUGGCGGGCAACAGGUGAAUCAAGUAGGAGGUGCUCAGAUGGGCGGUGAUGCUGGGGAAAGUGGCGAGGAAACAGAAGGUGGAUCGAUGGCAGGCGAACAGGCAGCGGGUGGCACCACAGAGAGCGGUGAGCAGGGUACCGUGAUCGGACAGCAAGGAACCGGUGAUGCAGAAAGCACCGAGGAGGCUGAUGCGGAGGACUCUGUUGGACCGCUAAUAUCAUCCCCAUCAUCAGACGCUGAUGUCGAAGAAAGUUAUCUCUCCAAUAGCGUAAGCAUUACGGGUGAGGAAGAUGGCCCAGAAACUGAUGGCAGCCCCAUCGAAACCGACCAGGACUUGCCUGAUGGCAGCCCCAUCGAAACCGACCAGGACGCCUCUAGCUUUCAGAAGCCCAACCUGCCCGUCGGUCCUCUCUUUGAUAAGGCUAAGCAGGUCUCGUCAUCCGGCACGACGCCCACACCAGCUUCCCCAGAGCCUACCGACCCAGCCGGAGAGAAACCAGGGGAAGAGGAAGGAUUGAGUGACUCCUACAAGAAACGAAUCGCUAUCUCUGGGGCUGCUGUUGGGUCUAUAGUUUUGGUGGGGGUGAUAGCAGUUGUGAUUGGUAGAAGGGUAACCAGGAGGUAAAUAACUAAAUAACAACAAUAUCAUUCAGACAACUUAUUCCCCCUUUUGGUAUACUAGGAGUACAUCUGCAUUUAACAAAAGACUACGAAGUCACUGGAUGACUUUCUGGGCCGUAUACUGGAUUUCAUAAUCACGAAAACAAUAUUUACACCUGCAAGUGGUUUUUUUUUUUUUUGACAAUGGCGUCAGACCCACCUGUCCUUGUUUUCCAAGUGUACUUACACAAUCUUUCUUAUGAUUUCUCGAGAACAACACCAUUUUGAUGUUGCUUAGGCCUAGUAUGCAUAGCCCUCAGCUUUUAUUUAAUUUUUUUUUGAGGGGGGGGGUCAUUCCCACCAUACAAAACUUUGAAACCCUCUUAUAUGCAUCAGAAUUAAAUCCUACCUUUCAAAACAAAUUUGAUGAAAUGAACAUUUGAAUAACAAUGACAGGAAACAUGCGCCAUUCAAAAAUAUCAUUUGAAAUCUUCUACCGACAUCAAAGAGAAUGGAUUAUGAUUUCUGUUCAAACUCUCUGCUAUUCUUGACGCAAGUUCUGUUUUUUGCAGUGUAGUCUUUAACAUUUUCGCGUAUUCAUUAAGAAUCGACGGCACUAGACGCUGCCCCGAGUGCAUUAAUGCAUGCUUAUUUAUAUAAUAUGUAGUGUCACGUAUAAUUUAACCUCAUUCAAGAACAAAAUUGUCAUGUACUUUGAAUACUAUGAUGAGCUGUGUUUUUCUAACUUUGUUCAAUAAAUAAGAACGUCACAGUGAAAUAUUUUGAAG